Molecule: messenger RNA, 1634 nt
Organism: Rhagoletis pomonella (apple maggot)
Lineage: Eukaryota; Metazoa; Arthropoda; Insecta; Diptera; Tephritidae
Exons: 2
Source: RefSeq, a predicted model, not a curated record
AUAUAUUUAAAAGGAAUAGAUAAUUGCAUCUUCUUGCAACCGUUCUAAUCCUAUUAGCUAACCUGAUUGACCUAGAUUUCGUGAGGAUCGACAUAAUGAGUUUUUCACCUAAAGUAUUAGCCAACAUAAAGCAAGCAAAAGAUUCAGAUGAAGAUGAGCAGGAAUUUCCACUACUGAAAGUAUUGAAAACUUUUCCAGAAACUGCAAACGUAAUUGACCCAAUUGAAGAAAUCCUUCCUAGGAGCGAAGAUUUCAAGGAAGAUGUUGAAAUCGGCGUUGAUCCUCUGUUCAGCAAUAUGGAGACAUUUGACCCAAAUAGCUUCGCCGGUGCUUAUAAAGACACGGAAAUCACAAAGACUGAUGAGAGCGACGAGGACGAAGACAAUGCAACAAAUCGGCAAGGCAAAAGGACACGACUUCCGGAGGAGUUACUGGGACGCAACGGCUUUAUGUGGAGCACAAGCAAAGCUUCAGCAAUUGACAAUUUCGACUCCGCAUUACAACUUCUACAACCGAAAGGGAAGGGUCCAGCGCAUACAAUAAACAACAUAUUAGAAAUGUGGAGUUUGCUUGUGGAUGAGCAAAUCGUUUCUCAAAUAGUACACUAUACCAAUGUACACAUUAAACUACGAAAAACAAAGUUGCCCCAUCAGCGAUUGAUCGAUGCCGUGGAACUCCGCGCCUGGUUAGGCCUAAAUUAUCUAUGCGGAAUUUUUCGUAAUGCAACACAUAAUGGACCACUAGAUGAAUUAUGGUCACUGGAGCUGGGCAAUGCCAUUUUUCGAGCCACUAUGUCUCUCAAGAGAUUCAAGUUUAUUUCAGAAAGUUUACGUUUCGGCGAUAAUGUUAAGCCAGUCAAGAAACCAGAAUCAGAUGCUAUAUUAGAUAUAUGGAGCAAGUUCUUAGUAAAUUGUCGGUCGUAUUAUGCACCCAGUGGCAAUUGUUCCGCGGCCGAAGUGGUAAUGAAUUUCACAAAUGUAAAAGAUGUGCCUCGAUUACUGAUGCUAUGCGAUGUCAAAACAUUGUACAUGUGUAAUGCCGUUCUAAAUUCUUCUGGAGAGUAUAAAGACCGUGACGUAUUGCGUCUUGCAUCUGACAUAAAAGGCAGUAAGCGUAAUAUCGUGCUCUCUUCGCAAUUCACAAGCGCAGAACUAGCGAAGAAACUUUUGGAAAAGGAACUGUCUGCUCUCGGUAGUUUGCCACAUACUGCUAAGGAAGUACCGCCAGAGUUCAUUUCGAAUAGUUGUUCAGUGCGGAAACUGUAUUCCAACUCGAUUAACUUAAUAUCUUGUCAACAAAAUGUAGGCAUUUUACUAACCUGCGGUAUUCCGAACAAAAUAAAAGUGGAACAUUUGUAUAGCUUAAGUUGCAACGCUUGUCGGAACUAUCAAGAAAUAGUUGGUAUGUACUCCACCAGUCAUGCCACCCAGCAAAUUCACAAUUGUUGGUCACUGACAUUCUUUCAAAAUAUACUUGACUAUGCCAUUGUUAAUGCCUGGAUAUUAUUUGUACUAUCGUCCAAUGGUGAUGGCAGUAUGAAGCAACGAGACUUUCAGCGACACCUUGGGCUAUAUCUAACACAGCAACAACUCAAACGACAGCUUCAAUCUAAUCGUCUCACUUUGCCACAGAAG